AUGCAGCUCAUUCAUAAUUUAAAAAUAUCAAAUUAUUUGUUAAAUAAAUUAUACGUUUUUAGACUUUUUGGAAGUGUACCAUCUUGUCUAUCAUCCAACCACUUCUGUGAAUCAUUUUAUUGGACUUGUCGAAGAAUACAAUUUUGGCUUUGUUUUUAUGAUGAUGGCAAGAUAUUUAUAGAAUCGGAAGUAGAUGUAGAAGAUUUAUUAUCAAAUCCAUUCAAUACUCAACCUCCCUCAUUAGAUGAAUUAGCUCGUACAACUGGUUUCAAUAAAAAAUGGAUUAUGUUUCUUUACCGAAAUUUUAAGCAGAUUUGCUCAAAUGGACGUAUGCAAUUGCAUCAAUGGCGCCGAAUAUUUCGUUUAAUAUUUCCAAAUUCAACCAGUACUCAGUUUGCUGAUCGCGUAUUUUAUGUAAUUGCUGGAGAUGAUAUUAGGAAACUUAUCACUUUUGAAGUAAAGUAUACUUUGGGUUACAACUAA
Messenger RNA from Thelazia callipaeda (thelaziosis nematode), 483 nucleotides. The record is from the annotation of a GenBank genome assembly. Lineage: Eukaryota; Metazoa; Nematoda; Chromadorea; Rhabditida; Thelaziidae.